Spinacia oleracea (spinach) is the source of this 2825-nucleotide messenger RNA. Its product is annotated as DNA replication licensing factor MCM3 homolog 2. Gene Ontology annotation, molecular function: single-stranded DNA helicase activity; single-stranded DNA binding; ATP binding. The coding region runs from base 157 to 2529 and encodes 790 amino acids. Lineage: Eukaryota; Viridiplantae; Streptophyta; Magnoliopsida; Caryophyllales; Amaranthaceae. The record is from RefSeq and is a predicted model, not a curated record. Gene Ontology annotation, biological process: DNA strand elongation involved in DNA replication; mitotic DNA replication initiation; double-strand break repair via break-induced replication. The transcript has 17 exons. Gene Ontology annotation, cellular component: MCM complex; nucleus.
CACUUUUCCCGCCAAAACUUAAAACCCCUAUUCUGAAGACCCCGCCCUCCCUCGCCGGCCACCAUAACCAAACCUUCCUUUCUCUCUCUCUCUCUCGUUUUUUUUUCUUUCUCGCUUCUCCCAUUUACUAUCUCCGCUGCUAUUGUUACACCAUCAAUGGACAUCAGCGAAGAAGCAUUUGCAGCUCACAAGCGCACAUUCCUGGACUUCUUAGACCACGAUGCGGGUCAUGGAAUCUACAUGGAUACAAUCAGUAAAAUGAUUACGAACAAGCAGCGCCACCGCAUAAUCGUUAACCUCUCCGACCUUCACGACUACAAUUCCGACCUAGCCCGCCGGUUAUUGAAGAAUCCAACCGAGUACAUUCAACCUUUUUGUGAUGCGGUGACGGAAGUUACACGGCGUAUCGAUGCCAAGUUUUUGAAGGAAGGAGAGCAAGUUGUGGUUGGAUUUGAUAGCCCGUUUGUUUCCAGAAGGGUUACUCCUAGAGAUCUUCUGUCACAGUUUAUUGGUUCUAUGGUUUGCGUCGAGGGGAUCGUUACAAAAUGUUCUCUUGUGAGGCCUAAAGUUGUAAAAAGUGUUCAUUUUUGCCCCUCAACUGGCCAUUUCACAUCCAGAGAGUAUCGAGAUAUUACAUCUACAACAGGCCUACCUACUGGUUCUGUCUAUCCCACCCGGGAUGAAAAUGGAAAUCUACUGGUGACUGAAUAUGGAUUGUGUAAAUAUAAAGAUCAUCAGACUUUAUCAAUGCAAGAAGUGCCAGAAAAAUCUGCCCCUGGUCAGCUUCCAAGAACUAUUGAUGUCAUCGUUGAGGAUGACAUGGUUGAUGCAUGCAAACCUGGAGACCGCGUCGCAAUUUGUGGAAUUUACAAAGCUCUGCCUGGAAAAAACAAGGGCAGUGUGAAUGGAGUAUUCAGGACAAUUCUUAUUGCUAAUAACGUGACCCUGCUGAAUAAAGAGGCAAAUGCACCCAUUUAUUCUGCUGAAGAUUUGAAGAACAUUAAGAAGAUAGCUGAUAGACAAGAUAUAUUUGACCUGCUUGGUAAUUCCCUUGCACCAUCUAUUUAUGGACACACGUGGAUCAAGAAGGCAGUAAUAUUACUAAUGCUUGGUGGGACUGAGAAGAACUUGAAGAAUGGGACACACUUGAGAGGGGACAUAAACAUGAUGAUGGUUGGUGAUCCUUCAGUUGCCAAGUCCCAACUGCUAAGAGCAAUCAUGAACAUUGCCCCUUUGGCCAUUUCGACAACUGGUCGGGGCUCUUCAGGUGUUGGUCUGACAGCAGCUGUAACUUCUGACCAGGAAACAGGGGAAAGAAGGCUAGAAGCUGGCGCUAUGGUUCUUGCUGAUCGCGGUGUCAUAUGCAUUGACGAAUUUGACAAGAUGAAUGACUUAGAUCGUGUUGCUAUACAUGAAGUUAUGGAACAGCAGACAGUAACCAUUGCCAAGGCUGGUAUCCAUGCAUCUCUUAAUGCUCGAUGCAGUGUUGUGGCUGCUGCAAAUCCUAUCUAUGGAACUUAUGAUCGAUCAUUAACUCCAACGAAGAACAUUGGAUUGCCAGACUCCUUACUUUCUCGUUUUGAUCUGCUAUUUAUUGUGUUGGACCAAAUGGAUCCUGAGAUAGAUGGUUAUAUUUCUGAGCAUGUCUUGCGUAUGCAUCGUUACCGUUCUCCACAGGAUGGAGGAGAUGGGACACUUGAUGGUUCUCAAUACGGGGGAGAGGAAGAGGCAGAUCCUGAUUCAUCUGUCUUUGUCAAGUUUAACAGAAUGCUGCAUGGAAAGAAGGCUCAGAGGGGUAGGAAGCAAGAGACUUUAACAAUCAAUUUUCUUAAGAAGUAUAUUCACUAUGCAAAGCAUAGAGUCCAGCCAGAGCUGAGUGAUGAGGCAUCUGAAAAUAUUGCAACUGCAUACGCAGAGCUUAGAAAUUCCAACUCAAAUGCGAAGGGUGGGACCGGUGGGUCUGGAACUCUGCCUAUCACUGCAAGAACUCUGGAAACAAUCAUACGACUUUCUACUGCGCAUGCCAAGCUGAAAUUGAGCAGAACGGUUCUAAAAUCUGAUGUUGAAGCUGCUCUUAAAGUUCUAAACUUUGCCAUUUAUCAUAAAGAGUUGACGGAGAUGGAUGAGCGUGAGCAAGGAAGGGAGAGAGAAUUGGAAAGAAAGCGCCAAGCUGAUCAUGAUGCCAACAAUAACGAACGGGCUCAACGUCCUCGUCGCAACAAUAGGUCUGGUCAAGGUGAUGAAGCUGUAACAGAAAGUGAGGCAACAGAAGCUAUGGAAGUUGAUGAGCCACCUGCAGACCAAUCAGCAAUCAACGUUUCUCCUGAGAGAGUGGAAGCAUUUGAUUCAAUUUUGGGUCAGCACAUGCGAGCAAACCACUUGGAUGUGAUAUCCAUUGCAGAUCUUGAUAGGAUAACCAAUGCAGAUGCAACUACGAGUUACUCAAGGGCAGAGAUAAUGUUUCUCUUAGAGAGACUACAAACGGACAACAGACUGAUGAUUGUUGAUGACAUGGUGCACAUGAUGUAGAGCUUCUUGUCAGGAAAACAUCAAUGCUUUCAGUAAAAAAAAUACGGAGAUUACAUCAGUGAAGCAGCAUAUUUCAUGAGAAAAAAGAAUGAGUUUGUAUUAUUUAUGUAAUGAUGACAUGACAAGGCAGUGGAUGUAAACUGAAACUUUGUAGUGGAACCAUGUUGUAUAUCUAUGCUUAUGGAUGCAACUUGGAGUGUCUAGAUGAUAUUUAGAUCUUGUAGUCAAUUGUAUACUGUUUGUGCCUUGUUUAACGCUUAACAAAUUAGGUGUGUUGGACAGAUUUUCUACUGUUA